AUGCGCAUGCAGGUCAUUGACGGCUUCAACUUUGAGCUACGCGAAAUUGGUUCGGAAUUUGCCUCAAUCGGGUCGCUCGGGUCCACUAUUUCGAGGAGCGAUUCAUCGUCACACAGAGCGCAACAGAACGAUAUCGCACCGCGGCGAAAGAGAUGGAGGAAGGGGGCGAUCAGGAAGCGAGCUGCAGAGGCUGUCAUCGUGUUCGGCCAUCGGAACAAGGCAAGGUUAUGGGAAGGUCUGCUUUAUCCUCUCAGUGCCUCCGUCGCCCCCGGUACCGCCCAGCUCAGCAGCUGUAUCCCCUUCUCGAGGCAAAAUAACGAGGAGAAGGCAGCAUCAUGGCGUCCCGCACUAAGCGCUUGCCGCAAAUGCGGUUGUACGACUAGCUUUCGAGGAGGCAUGGGACUGAGCCUGAGCGGGAUCUACGUUCCUCCUUCCGCUGAAACAAGCGAAAGCGCAUCGAUAAACAGUGCAAGGUCAACGGCCACGCCUCGUACAUGCUGUCCACCACCGGCACUACCACUCGGGAACAUCCUCUUUGUCCUCCCCAAUCAUUCGAGUCGCACGCAUCCUCUUCCACGGCGCCCCCACUCUGUCCCCUCUCUGACAUCGUACGACGCUCCUCUUCCCGCUUCCACGUCGGCCCGGCCUCACCUCCCGGACUUUGACGACCGCGCAUCCCCAAAGCCCACACUCACAGUCGGCUCGGCGGUCCCCCUUACCAGCAUAUCCCUUCAAGCGGCGGCUGCAUUCCUUGUCUGGGUGACGCUGAAGGCAACGUCGUCCUGGGCACCCCGGUGGAUCGGGCAAUGUGGGCAUGGACGAGAUGGAGGACGGGGAGAUCAAGCGAGGCUAGGCCGGCGGAUAAAGUCUGCCCAAGAUCCGCCGCCGAGGGAAAAGCGAGGUAGGUUUUUGAGAAGUUCAGAGAGCGAGGAGGAGGAGGAGGAGGAGGCGGGCCGCUCCGGCAGAGCGCAAUAUGGAGAGGAAGGCAAAGGGGGAGGAGGAGCGUCCGAUCCGAGGAAGGUUCGGGUGGAAGGAAAGAAGAGGUCAAGCUCCAGAAGAAGGGUCGAGCUGAGGAGGCGGGCUGCAGCUUUCUCUGGGAGAUGGCUCAGGUCCCAAGCUGGAAACGGAAGCUGGACCCCAGGAAGGAGUGGGCGAUUCCGGCUCGGACGGGGAGGACGAACUCGAGCAUCAGCAGUCGAUGGUGCGGUAUGGCUUCCGCGACUCAGUCGCCACUCACAACCUUUGGCCCAGCGCUUGGCUAGUGAAGUGGACGACGAGCAGACGUCGGCCAUGGACACGCUUAAUGUCACCAAGGCGGAACUCAUCAACCUCACAUCGGUGGUUGAUCAGCUGGACAGGCGGCAACACCUCGACAGAUGCUGCACUGCGCAAGAGAUAAUGCGCUGGCGUAUCGGUCUAGUGGCGAUCGGAUGUCAUUCGAAACACAUGUCAGUACCAGCUCAGGCUAUGGAUAGCGCCUGCUCAAGCUGA
Molecule: messenger RNA, 1491 nt
Organism: Dioszegia hungarica
Lineage: Eukaryota; Fungi; Basidiomycota; Tremellomycetes; Tremellales; Bulleribasidiaceae
Exons: 7
Coding region: 1-1491 (496 amino acids)
Source: RefSeq, a predicted model, not a curated record